Messenger RNA from Drosophila subobscura, 2651 nucleotides. RefSeq names its product NF-X1-type zinc finger protein NFXL1. Gene Ontology annotation, molecular function: DNA-binding transcription factor activity, RNA polymerase II-specific; zinc ion binding; RNA polymerase II transcription regulatory region sequence-specific DNA binding. The record is from RefSeq and is a predicted model, not a curated record. Gene Ontology annotation, cellular component: nucleus. NCBI's taxonomy places the organism in Eukaryota, Metazoa, Arthropoda, Insecta, Diptera, Drosophilidae. Gene Ontology annotation, biological process: regulation of DNA-templated transcription.
CUGCUAUCAACGUCGAACCGGCUUAAAAAUGGAAAAGUUUAAUAAAGUCCAGGCCAAAAACCUUGCGGCGGCCCAGAAACUUGUGGACGCCUACGCCUCGAGCUCUGAAGGAGGGGAACUGGAUGAGCAGAAAAUUUUGGAUCAAUUGUACAAGCACUACCAACCGACAUCCAGUGGGUCUAGUGGAAAGACGGCAAGUGACAAGGAUGCCGCACGCACCACUACCUUCCUGGAGAACACCCUGCACUCUGGAGCGGCCACUUGUCUCAUUUGCAUUGGCAGCAUCCGACGAGUGGAGCCGAUAUGGUCCUGCAGGAGCUGCUAUUGCUUCUUCCACCUCAACUGCAUUCAGCGGUGGGCCAAUGACAGCAUGAUGCAGAUGAAAGUGAAGGCGGAGCAGCAGAAUGGCAACCAGGGCCACUACAAUCAUUUGGGGGACUUUGUGCCGCCCAAGCGUCAGAAAUCGCUCCACUGGUGCUGUCCCCAGUGCCGCAGGGAGUACCAGCCGGCAGAGAAACCAACGCAAUACAACUGUUUCUGCGGCAAGGAAGAAAAUCCGCAGUCGCAGCCGUUCCUAGUGCCGCAUUCGUGUGGCGAGAUUUGUGAGAAACUACUUCAGCCCAAGUGCGGGCACGAUUGUAAGCUGCUUUGUCAUCCCGGGCCGUGUCCGCCCUGUGCUCAGCAGGCGCAAGUCUCCUGCCUGUGUGGGAAAUCAGCUCCGCGGUCCAUGCGCUGCAUAGACAAGCAAUGGAAGUGCCAGCAAACGUGCAAAGAGCUCUUGGCGUGCGGGAAGCACAGGUGCAUCCAAGUAUGCCAUCGACCAGGUCAGUGUCCGCCCUGCAGCAGCAAGAGCAACCAGCCAUGCGAGUGCAAGCGAGAGUCGAAGGUGGUUAGCUGCUCGGAUCGCAAAUGGAAGUGCCAAAAUGUUUGUGGAGCGACAUUUGCCUGUGGCUUGCACACAUGUGAAAAGGUGUGCCAUGCAGGACCCUGCGGCGGUGGAGAGUGUCCCUUGGAAGUGAGAACGUGCCCCUGUGGCAAAAGUAGCCAAAUGCGGCCAUGCAGUGAGGCUGUGGAAACCUGUGGCGACACUUGCCAGAAGCUCUUAUCCUGUGGUCAGCAUUCGUGCACACAGCGUUGUCAUCGCGGCAACUGCAUUUCGUGCCCUGUGAGGACAAAGAAGAAAUGCCGCUGCGGUUUGCAUGAGAAGGAGCUGCCCUGCUCCAAGGAGCACACUUGCGAAACCAAGUGCAAGCAAAUGCGUGACUGUGGCAAGCAUGCAUGCAAUAGAAAGUGCUGCGGCGACCAGUGCCCGCCUUGCGAAAAGAUCUGUGGCAAGCAAUUGAGCUGCAACAAGCACAAGUGCCAGUCCGUGUGCCACAAUGGGCCGUGUUAUCCCUGCAAGCUGGAGUCUCAGAUUAACUGCCGCUGCGGCAAGACGCGGCGCAGCGUGCCCUGCGGUCGAGAGAAGAGUGCGCGCAUCGUCUGCUUGGAACUUUGUCGUAUAACUGCCAAAUGUCAUCAUGCCAUUAAACAUCGAUGCCACAAAGGCGAGUGUCCGCCCUGUGGCCAGGUGUGUGGACUGCCAAAUACUGCCAGCGGCUGUGGACACAUCUGCAAGGCGCGCUGUCACGAGGCUGUCAGAGUGAACCGGCCUGCCGAUGCAUCGGCCCGCCCUCAAACCAAAAAGUAUGAAUACAAAUCACUGCCACAUCCACGCUGCGAGGAGGGCGUCAGCGUCACUUGCAUUGGAGGCCACGAGGUGGCCACUUGGCCUUGCUGGAACUCCAAGCCCACUUCCUGCCAGCGCAAAUGUGCGCGGAAACUCAAAUGUGGCAAUCACAAAUGCUCACGCGUCUGUCAUUCCGUGCCCAAUCCGCAAGAUAUGCAGCAGCAGGCUGGCUGUGCCACAUGCGAGGAGGGUUGCAUAAUACCCCGUCCUACUGGAUGUAUACACGCCUGUCCCAAGGGCUGCCAUCCGCCGCCCUGCACUCCAUGUGGCUUUGUGAUAAAGAGCAAGUGCCACUGCGGUCUCACGCAGCUGGUGUACAAGUGCAGCGAAUAUUUCGAUGAGGCGGGCACUGUCCAGGAGAUAAUCGAGCGGCGGGAGAGAUUCCGCAGCUGUGGCAGUCGCUGCUUAAAGAAUUAUCCUUGCGCACAUCGGUGCAUGUCGAUAUGCCACUCUGGCAAGUGCCCCAAUCCGGAGCUGUGCCGCAAGAAGGUUCGCAUUUUCUGUGCCUGCAAGAGACUUAAGCAGGAGAUCGCAUGCGACAAGCAUAGGGCUGGACAAACGUCGCUGGAGUGCGACUCUAGCUGUGUGGCCGAACGCACCCGUGCCCAGGCCGCGGAACUGCAGCUUCUGGAAGAGAAGCGCCGCAAUGAGGAGGAACGCAAUCGCCUUGAACUGGAGAAGUUCGAACAGAAAUUCGGAAAACGCAAACACAAAGAACGCAAAACCAUAGACGUUGGUCCGCCCAAAACCAAAAUGAAUUGGCAGCGAACUGCCAUUUAUGUGGCGUCAGCAAUGAUUGUUCUGGGAGCCAUAGCUGUGGCUUUCUAUGCCGACAGUUAAAUGACAACAACGAAACACUUUAAAGAUGAAUCUAUAAUAUCAAUUUAAACGGAUAAGAAUAAACUACAACAACGACUGAUAA